AGUAAUUGCGAGCGAAGUUAUUUGUGUUGCCAUUAGGUCGAGCCCGCGUGUUAUACUAUUAGGGCGCAAAUACCUUCGUCGGCGGUCGGUGGCUCGGUGCGGCGCCAUAUCUUAACCAAGUAUCGUUACAAUAAUAAUUUGUCAAAAUGUCAGCUGCGGUAGUCACUCCUACGGAAGUAAAAGUAAAAGAAAAGUUUCCUCCUACAUUAGAAAAAAACAAUGGAAUAAUCAACAGUGAAGACAGGUCAGCAUCUGACAGUAAGAAGAAGAAGAAAAAUAAGAAGAAGACUGAUGGUGGACAAGGCUCGGUGAAUGUUCCUGAUGGGGAGAAUGACAUUGACCAGAUCCUGAAGGAGAUCAACAGUGUGUCUGUGAGCAAGAAGUCAUCUUCUGCCAAGUCUAAGCAGAAUGCAGCCAAUAAGAGUAAAGACUCAGCACCAGCAAACCCCGUGACUGCAACUGCUGUGGUGGCUGAGGGCCCACCAAAAAAGAAGAAGGCCAACAAGAAUGAGAAGCUUGUUCAGACAGAUCCUCCCUCUGUUCCUAUAGUUGAUCUCUUCCCUGCUGGAAAUUUCCCUGUGGGAGAAACCUGCGAAUAUGUGGACUACAACACAGAUGAUCGCACAGCAAGCAAUCGCAUGACCAACCCUGAGAAAAAAGCUCUUGAGAUCUCGUAUGAUGACAUGUAUCGUGACAUCAGGAUUGGGGCUGAAGUUCACAGAACUACCAGGCAGUACUUUCAGAAGUGGGUGAAGGCAGGCACGUCUUGCAUGGACAUCUGUGACACAAUCGAGAAUAUGAACCGCAAACUCAUCAAGGAGAAUGGCCUCUCUGCUGGUCUUGCCUUCCCCACAGGUUGUUCUCUGAACCACUGCGCGGCGCACUACACUCCCAAUGCUGGUGACAAGACAGUCGUUGAAUACUCGGACGUCUGCAAGAUUGACUUUGGUGUGCACGUGAACGGUCGCGUCAUUGACUGUGCUUUCACUCUCACCUUCGACAACAAGUACGACAAGUUGGUCGAGGCUGUGCGGGCAGCCACCAACACGGGCAUCAAAGAGGCUGGCAUUGAUGCUAGACUCAAUGAAAUAGGAGCAGCUAUUCAGGAGACCAUGGAAAGUUAUGAACUCGAACUCGACGGCAAGCUGUAUCCCAUCAAGCCCAUCCGGAACCUCAAUGGUCACUCCAUUGCUCCUUACCAAAUCCACGCGGGCAAGACUGUGCCCAUCGUGAAAGGCGGAGAGCGGGUGCUCAUGGAAGAGAAUGAAGUGUACGCCAUCGAAACCUUCGGCUCCACGGGCAAGGGCAUCGUUAAAGACGACAUGGAAUGCUCCCACUACAUGAAGAACUUCGACGUUGGUCACGUGCCGCUCAGGUUGGCGAAGUCAAAGCAGCUGUUGUCCGUGAUCAACAAGAACUUCGGCACCCUAGCCUUCUGCCGCCGCUGGGUGGACCGCGUCGGGGAGACCAAGUACCUUCUGGCCCUCAAGGACCUCUGUGACAAGGGUCUUGUGGAGGCCUACCCUCCUCUCUGCGACACCAAGGGCUGCUACACCGCUCAGUUCGAACACACUAUUGUGCUGCGUCCCACCUGCAAGGAGGUUGUCACCAGGGGCUCUGAUUAUUAAAACACUAUUUCUUAUGAGAUCGCGAACGAUUUGUCGUAAAUUAGGACGACGCUAAACAACCAUAGUCACCAUCUCAUCAAUUUCAUUCUCAGCCAGGUUGCAUUUGACUAUUAACCCAAUAAUACCUUGAGCAACCGGUUGCACACGACUCCUCAUUACAAGUUAUUCUCAUAACUUGCGCUGCGAUGUAAAAUAAUUAAUGUAAAUUUGAAAGCGAUUCUCCGAUCUUUUGAAAUUGAAUGUCUUGAACUUGAACUACGCAUGAAUGCGGUUGUUGACUUUUACUCUACAAGCUGAACUAAAGCUAAAGUUUAGCGCGGCUAAACUUUUUAGUUACGGUAUUAUACCUCUGAGUAACUAGCACAGACUUGUUAUAUGCAUAAUUUGCUAGCUGGAUUUAGUUUGAAAUUACCAUGUAUAAAUAAAGGUUAAUGUGACCUUACCAUGAAAUGUAGAUGGUAACCUCAAUCUUAAUCUGACUUCUGUCUCCCUGCAUGUAUUUAUUAAGAGUUUUGAGCUAUAUGUGUUUCGAAAGAAAUUAAAUUUAUUAACUCGAAGAAGUCGUGUAAGGGUUACAGUUUUCGAUGAAAGAUAGCACCGUUAUCACAAAGUCUCUAACGAGGGUUGACUUUCUUCUUUUAUUUCUAACGUGUGAGGCAUCAACAGGCUGCUGCUAAUCUCUGGACCGAUUUGUGCUAAUAGAAGUUUGAAUAAUUGACGCUUUUAUUUAGACUUGAUCAUUUUUUUCGCCUACGCGGCUAUUUAAUGCGAAUAGCAUGGAAGAGGAUUCAGGUAUCUGUAGACAAUGUUGAUACUACUUUGAACUUAUUAUUGCCUUACUUGACUUUUCUGAUGAUAUGGCCCUCUGUAUUGCUUCACCCUACUAGUUUAGUGCGACUUGAUUAAAUGAAAUUGAUUUGUCUCUAACAUGGGUUCAUGAUUGACUUUCACAGCAAGAUAUACAUUAAUAAAUGGCCAUUGUAUCGUGUGCAUAUCACACCUUGCUUUUAAAGCGCUGACGAUGUAUCCUUGAUACCAGUAUUUGUAUUUUGUGCGAGUUUGUUGUGUUGCCUAUUAACCGAGACGAGGGCUACCCAAUUCUCUAUAUUUGUGAUUCGUAUGAUAAAAUAAGACGCAUAAUGAACGCCAUCGCAUCUGUACAAUGUGACAAUAUUUCGUAAACUAUCAUCUCAGAAGCAAUUGGAAAAUCUUCCAAUUCUUGCUGUUAGAGCUGGACAUUUUAAUGCACGUAUUCUUAUGGAUUGUUUGUUGAUACGAAUUUAGCCCAAUCUAUUGUGACGUGGGAACUUGGUAAAAUUUUUGUCUAAUGACACUUGAGUCGCUACGCUGCAGAAACUGUACUAGACUCACUGUUUGUUAAUUGAAACUGCCUAACACUGGUCGUAUAAAGUUUGAUAUGCACCAUUAUCACGUAACCAUUUUGAAGUUUGUAGAUGUACGAAGAUUCGAAUUUUUUUUAAUCAUGUUUUGCAAUAGAUGAUGCUAUUGGAGUCCGACUUUAUAUUACUAUUAUUAGUACUUGCAUAUUAGUAGCACUUGGGCGACUGAAAUGUCAAUGCAGAGCUGCUGCGUUAUCAACUGUACAGACUACGACAGAAUUUGUGUAACUGCUCAGUAACUCACGAGUUCUAAUCAUAAAACGUGCUAGAAUUGAAUAACAAACGCCCUGUCUUCGAUCUAUGAAUUCUCUUUACAAUAAAGGCGUGUGCUGCUUCAUG
Molecule: messenger RNA, 3367 nt
Organism: Hyalella azteca
Lineage: Eukaryota; Metazoa; Arthropoda; Malacostraca; Amphipoda; Hyalellidae
Gene: und
Product: methionine aminopeptidase 2
Exons: 8
Coding region: 147-1628 (493 amino acids)
Biological process (GO): proteolysis
Molecular function (GO): metalloaminopeptidase activity
Source: RefSeq, a predicted model, not a curated record